Messenger RNA from Perkinsus marinus ATCC 50983, 2287 nucleotides. Its product is annotated as steroid dehydrogenase, putative. The record is from RefSeq and is a predicted model, not a curated record. The transcript has 16 exons. Gene Ontology annotation, biological process: transmembrane transport. The annotation marks the transcript as partial. NCBI's taxonomy places the organism in Eukaryota, Perkinsozoa, Perkinsida, Perkinsidae. Gene Ontology annotation, molecular function: transmembrane transporter activity; oxidoreductase activity.
GUACGCAGUAGUCACAGGAGCUUCUAAGGGGCUCGGCCGACAAGUCGCACUUAAGCUGGCGAGAGAUGGAUGGAGUCUUGUUCUUGCGGCGAGGAAUUCUGAGCUUCUCGACGAUCUCAAAAAGAGUAUAGAAAGCUCAUAUGCAGGGGAGUGCAAGGUUAUUACUGUUCCCUGUGACCUAGCCAGUGAAGACGGUCGUAGUGCUCUUGAAAGGAUCGUAGAGGAUCUCCCUAUCACCCUAGUGGUUCUCAACGCUGGAGGUGCUUAUACUAGAGAUUUGGUCAACGUUUCUAAGGAGAAACUGAUACUACGGGAGUGCUACAUCAAACGACUCCAGCACGAUGAUCUCGACAACUCUCCCAACACGACUAACGAGUCCAGGCUACUCAACGCUCCACUCAAGGGAACCGUUGAUACUAUCAAAAAGAUCGGUAUUGUUAUUCUCAUGUCGGCCGGGUCUUGGUUGAACAUGUACAUAACCGAUUGGAUGUCUGAUCGUCAUAUGCUCACCUUCUGGAUGUCGUUCGUCCCGAUCGUGUCGAGCGUCUCGUCUUUCGUUGGCCCCUUUCUCGGAGGAAUAAUCGCUCAGGCCGAUCAAUCAGCGCCCUUAAAUCCGGCUUAUGCUGGUCUGGCUCUGAAUGCCGCCAGCUUUCUCCUGGUCCUGUUUUUCAUGAGGAAGUCUCCAAAGGACGCGGGGUUUCGUGUAUGUGCGUCUAAGGGGAAUAACGCUGCUACCGUCGCCGAUGCGAAACCGAGUAAAGCAGUCGGUCCUCUUGUGGAAUGGAAAGCUAUAUUACUUUGGUUCCUCGUAUGUGGUAUAUCCAGUGCUGGGACCCAAGGAUGGUCCCUCCUCCUAGUGACCAUUCAGAAGGAACUGGGCCUGUCCAGCAUCGUGCUUGGGUCCAUAAGUGGAUGGUGUGGUCUGAUGAUCAUAACUGGCCAGCUGGUAGUCCUCCCUUUCCUCUUCCAUCGACUCAAAUUUUCCGAAGGCGCGGUUGUCGUCUUUGGCUUCGCUCUGGCUCCCUUCAUUAUUAUUCUCGGUUUCGUCAGCAACGUGUGGGUGGCGAUAGCAGUGGGCUCCCUAUUCUCAUUGGGGUUGCCGCUGGUCAUGACCAUGGGCUUUGCAAUUUUUUCAAGACUUUGUGACCCGUCCAAGAAGAGUUUUGUGAUGGGCUUGUUGGCAUUGGACCUCAACGUCUGGAAGAUCAUGGCUAUUCUAUUAUCGGGAAUCCUCUACGACAAGGACAGACGCGCGCCUUAUUGCAUGUUGUUCGGUCUGGUCGUCAUUGGACUGCUCGCUGGCUUCGCCAUUAUGGAGGUUAUGCCCAGGGCGCUGAACAGGAGGAGUCGGGCGAAAGUCCUCCUAGCGGCCACUGAAGUGAGCAGAACGCGUAUUGUCGGCGAUGCUGAAAGAAAGCGGCGCCUUACCCAUCGGCUGGGCUACGGUAACGAGGAGCAUCAAGGCAACCCUCUGGCGUUGCCCUCGGGAGGCGUUUCGAAGAAGGAGAUCGAUGAGGUUGUCGAAUGGGUGAAAUCAUGUGUCUAUUUUACACCUAGAAUGGUCGCGGAGCACAAGGGGGAUAUCGUACCUGAUUUGAUGAAAUCCCUCCUCGGCAGAUGGACGACUGCGAUGAUGGAACAACAUGGGUAUGUGAAUUGGUAUGAAUGUAACAGGGAGGUAGAGAUGCUUCUGGAAGCAGGGUUCCCACAGCUGCGUCUGGAACCGCAGCAUUCGAGACUUAUGCGCCUUCAAGACUUCUAUCAGGCAAUUUUGCUCCACUCAGCUGCCUGUGAGGUCUAUGCAGGAACUUCAUCACACGCUGGACGAGUUUCACCUCUCCUCGUCGCUGCUGCUUCGAAGCUUUCUCGUCCGCCUCGCCAGAGUCCUACUUUGGCAAUGCGAAUCAACUUUGGUCGGUGGCUGAGCCGCUUUCUGAACGAGAGAGGCUAUCAAUCCUGGCCGGGCUGGUUCGCUGAUGGUCGAUUGUUCUGCGUGGUCGUUGCUGGAAUACUUGGGGGCUUGGUUAUCAUGAGGAUCAUGCCGAGGGCGCUGAGGAGGAGGAGCCAUGUGAAGGUCCUUCUGGCAGCGACCGAAGCGAGUAGAUCUCACAUCUACGUUGAUAAGAGACAUCUCAAUCAUCGUAUGGGGUUCGGCAACGAGGAGGAUCAAGGGAGCUCACUUGCCUUGUUCUGUGGGAGGGUCUCCAAAAAGGAGAUGGAUAUUCUUAUACACUGGAUUAAGUCCAGUAUUCAUUCUACUCCCAUCUUGUUCGCAGAAGUCAAGGGG